AGGAAUAAGAAGAUGUCAUAUGGUGUGAUAGUCAUCAAUCCCUAAGACAUUGAUUAAUUUCAAACAUGUUUAAGAAAUUUUUUAAUAAAAAAGACUUACCUUCUUCAAGUUGGGAAUGCUACAAGUGCAACAAGAAGAUAGAACCAGGGGAGAAAUGUGACAACUGUGACAGAAAGUUUAACAAGGAAAAAGAUAAAGAAUUAGAUAACAGUUCAGAGAAAGUCACUCACAAAGAAGAUCCAGAAUUCAAGAUUAAUAAAUAUGACAAAAAGAAAGAGAAGGAAAAUGUUGGAACUGGAAUAAAAACUAUAACAAAUAAACAACCCAACUCUGCUCAAGCUGCAGAUAAGGAGUCUGUGCAAACUAGUUCUCUGUCUACUGAUCAUGUAAAUGGAGCAAAUUAUGACGCUCAAGGUCAUGGGGAUGACAAACAGAAGUUAAGUGAUGGAUGGACAUGUAAAAUUUGUCACAAAAGUGGAAAUCUUGAUUUAGAUUGUAAAAUGUGCCAAGAAAGAAAGAAAGAAUCUAUUGAUGAAGGGGACAUUAAAAACAGGAAGAAAAGGAAACAAUUAAAUAGAAGCAGGCUGAAAGCAGGACGCAGCAUUCGUGUUGAUAAGGAGAGAGACAGACAGAAAAAAAUUGCUCAACAAAUCGCCACAAAUAUUAAAGAAUAUUGCAAAAAAAACAGUACUUGUUAUAAAGAUGAGAGUUUUCCUGAUCCUAAUGCUCCAAAUAGAGAUGGAGAGCAAUGGAAGAGAAUAGACUACAUUAAAGACAAAUGUUGUAAAGGGAAAGAACCCUGGACUGUGUUUAGGAACCCCAGUCCUGAUGAUGCUAUACAGGGAUCGGCAGAAAAUUGCUGGUUCCUGUGUUCAGUCAGUUUGCUGGCACAGAGGGAGGAUCUUUUAAGAGAAAUUCUGAUCACAGAAAAUUAUUGUCCAGAAGGCUUAUACCAGGUCCGUCUCUGUAAGGAUGGCAACUGGAAAACUGUCAUUGUUGAUGACCGCUUUCCCUGUGAUGAACAUGGAAAUCUGAAAUAUGCAAGACCUCAUAAUAGACAACUAUGGGUGAUGCUGUUAGAGAAGGCAGCAGCCAAGCUUCAUGGAGGAUACAAAGCUUUGGAUUCAGGUCUUGUUGUAGAGUCCCUGGCCAUGUUGACUGGAGAACCUUGUAAACACAUUGACCUUGGAGGAGUGGAUAUUCAGAAAAAAGAUGACAAGAAACUGAAGAUAGAUCGAGAUAAACUUUGGGAGGAUCUUAAGAAUUGGAGAUCACUAGGGUACCUUCUUGGAGUCAGUACCUCCCCAGAUCUUACUCAUGAUGAACUAUUUCGAGCCCACUGUUACCCUAUCUUGGAUAUUGAAGAGACAGCAGAUGGUAAAAGACUGAUGAAGCUAUGGACCUCCACUGACCAUCAACAUUGUAUCACAGGCUGUUUAAAGCGCUCUUCUUUACAGAAAGAUAAAAAGAAGCUCCUUCGGCAUCUUAAGAAAGGACAAUUCUGGAUUUUAUUUGAAGAAGAAUUUAUGGAGCACUUUAAUUACCUGUCCGUGUGUAAGACUGACAGUGGAUGGUUUGAGUCGAGAUUCAAAGGUGUGUUCCUCCCUGAACUCAGCAAUGACUGGAAGUACUAUAGCUUCAGACUGACAAUGGAUACAAAACUAAAGCUUAGUCUCUUCCAGAAAAGCAUGAGAGGAGCAGGUUUGAUGGUAGAGCAGUUUGUAGAUUUGCUGAUCAUGGUGCUUCAGAACCAGGUGGAUGGCUCAGGACUUCCCUUUAAACAGGCCCCAUUGUUUAGUCGAGUGAUGGACUACAGUGAGAGACGAGCUCGCAGUCUCACCACAUGUGAGGUGGAUCUAGCUCCUGGAAGCUAUACUGUAGCUUGUUUUUCUUUUGGAAAAUUAAGACGAGGUGGUGAUGAAUACACUGAUGAGGACUAUGUUAACUACACACUGAGCAUACAUAGCUCAGUCCAGCUCUUGUUUAUGGAUGAAUGUGAGGUCAAUCCUAAAAGCUUCCCAGAGCUCAGAUAUGCCCCUGCUGAUGCUCUGAUUACUCUGGCAAAACAGUGUAAGGUCGAGGAAAGAUUUGACACAGAAAAAUUACAAAGUGAUGUUCGACUUAGUACGGUUGAUGAUGGUAUCUAUUGUGUAAUGUUCAUGUUUUAUGGAGAAAUAUGUGUGUUUAUCAAUGAGACUAGUGGAGGGUAUGCUUAUGUGAGGAAUUAUGGUCAAAGUUCAUACCUGAUGUCCUUGAGACAUAAAAUGAAAACAGCAGAUUUUAUUCCAGCAAAAUCAGGGCAUGUGAUAAAUAUAGUAACCCCUAUGGACCCGAUGACUGACUGGGUUGUAGCUGCUCAAAAGAAUGGACGUCCAGUAACAGAGGAAUUCAGCAGUGAUCCAGCAAUCCCACAAACUCUGGAGGGUCUCCUCAAAGCAAGGCCUAUCCCUGAGAUCACAAAGCAUUAAAAUACUUCAGAUUUAGUCAUGAACCAUUUCUGUAUUACUGAGUUUGGUGCAUUUGUAUAACUUUUUGGGUAUAUUUUCUCUCUGUGCUCAGUCUCAUUCAUAUUUGACUCCCAGAGUGUCAUUAAGUAAAUGGGGAGUGAUGUUGAAUAAAAUUUAUUUUUAACACAAGAUAAAAACAUUUCUUAAAAGUUUAAUGCUUUACUAACGUUAAUUUAACAAAAAAAAAAAAAACAACCGUUUUUAAUUCACUAUAAUUUAGUUUCUAUGGGUGAAAAUUAGCAUUGACCUUGAUCAAAUAUUUUUACGCAGUGAAUUUCUUCUCCUAUUAGUCCCACUUUGCUCACCUGUUGGUGGAUAAAAGUUCAGAAUCAUCUCAAUUCAAUAUUCUCAUACAAAACUCAAGGAUGACAUUUACUCAGAUAGCAACAAAAUUCCAGUGUCAGCUGGGAAGUAAAAACCACCUUAGUAUUGUACAUUUUAGACCUAAUAUUCGGGUGCUAUUUUUGACUUUCACUAUGUAGGUCAAUGAACUAACUUUCACGCUUGUGGCAUCUGAGUAUUUCUCAAAAGAAGUUGGAAAAUCCCAAAAUAUUUUGCACUACCAGGGACUACGACCAAGAUUUUUUUCCUAAGUAAGUAAUAAAACUUUUUGGAUAAUGAAAUAUAAUGAAAAAUUGAAGAAAAAAAGAGUUGCUAAAUAAAAUAAACAAUGAGCAAUAAACUUCCCUAAUGACUCUUAAGUAGUCCAGUUCGAAUUUCUUCUGUCUUUUUUUUUUAAUUCAUCCAGGGAAGUAUGUCCCUGAUUUAAUCCACUUUUAAACUAAUAUUACAAGACACUGAAUGGUGGAAACUUGAAACUAUUUUUAGCUUCAGUUUACUUUUAUUGCCCUUAUUCUGUUGGUGUUAAAAUUAUAUAAGGUCAAUGAUCAAAUUCCAAUUGAAAUAACGCAUGAGCUUGAACAAACAUAAUAUUUGCAAUAAUUAUAAAUGAAAAAAAUAUUGGAACUAUAAAUUAUUAGGAUGACAUCGUUUGAAAAAAAUGAAAAUUAAAAAUUCAGUCCAGAUUUCCUCUGCAUUUUCUUUAUUUUACAUUUGACAUUGCAUAUUUUUGUUAAAUUUGUAACAAGAAAGGAGAAAAUGUAUGGCUGGACCGGGAAUCGAACCUGGGACUCAUGCAUCACUAGUCAUGUGCUUUACCGACUGAGCUACCCAGGCCGAUACCCAUGGCCCAAACCAUUAUAAAUUGUAAAAUAACUUUUGAUAUUAAUUUAUUACAUGGUAAUUCUGUCCAUUUUGAACAUUUUUUAUUUAUUUUAUUACACUUUAUAGCAAUCCAUUUCGUCAUCCUUGAGGUCAGUGUGUUAGGGCUUUCUGGACUGCAUUUCCUUUUUCCCUUGUCCAGUUCAUACUUCACCUAUAAGUAUGUUUUUAAGUUGAAAGAUAUGAGUAAUUAAUAUGACUUAAGAUUUUUAAUCAAAGGACAACAAAGAACUUCUUAAAAUUCUUGGUCAUGACUUCAUUUUUUUUUUCUCAUGACCCAAUCUUCUGUGCACCCAGCUUUAUGUGUAAUAAAGAGGACUCGUUAUUCUGACUUAGAGGUCAAGGACAGUUCUGAGGAUUGUGUUAAUUCCUUAUUAUUCAAUAUUCUUUCUUUGUGGGCCACUUUCAAAUGCAUUCAUAUAAAGUCCUCUAGAAAGUUGUGCAGAGACUAGAAUGAAAAUAUUUUACCUUGAAGGUAAAUCCAACUACUUCUUUGUCCAGUCAAUGGCAUUCUCUACUGUCUCCUUAGUAUUUUACUAUCGAGGGCUUCGAGUUUGUUUAACUACUGAGAGAUGUAUGUGUUGUUUUUUAAUUAAUAUGAACUUGCAUUCAAUUUCUGUUGCAGUUUAACUGUGGUAUUGUGUGUAAACAUAUGACUUUGUCUAUGAUCCUAUUGAGAGCUACAGCAAACACCAUACACACUUUUUGUAUUAUCUUGAUUUAAUUCCUAAAAGUGAUAUUUAUAACAGGUGUGAGAUGAUUUUCAGUGUUUUUUGUUUGUUUGUUUGUUUGGCUUUUACCUAUUAUCUAUACCUUAGAAUGUUAACUAGCAUUUAUUACCAUUCCUGUGCCUUGCUUUAAGCAGUUUCAGGUUGUAUAUACUUUCCAAAGUUUCUGUGAUAUUUAUAAACUUCAUUCGAUAUUUAUACUUGUUAAAAAAGAUGUUUUAAUGGCAUUAUGAAGGUAUAGAAUGUAACUGUUUAUUAGAAAUUCUUUAUAUUUGGCAUUUUUUGAUGUUUUAAUACUUAUUAUUUGUAUUUUAUCACACUAUAAUACAACUUUCAACAAUUGUAUGAAAACGUAAUUCUUGUGCUAAAUGAAAUACAUGUAUUUUUAAACAUUAUACAGAAGCAAAGGUAAAACGAACAGCAUCAUAGUGUAGAAAACGUAUUUGACUUCCGAAGUGAAGUGUAAAAUAUUUACAUACAGAACCAGUUUGCUAGAAUGCCAUUUUAUAACAAUGUAGUUGUAGAGUGUUGUAAACAUGGUCAGAUAAGGCUCAAUUCAGUGGCGAUGAAUUUUCAUUUUUUUCUUAAUUUAAAUCAAUGUAGAACGUGUCCAUUUUUCAUACUCAACACUCACCAUCAUACUUUAUAACAUAGCCACAUCAGAUAAACACAUGAUUGUUUUUAUAUUUUUCAUUUUUAGUAGUAAUUAUGGUACAAUUAAAUUCAGAAAUAACUUUA
Molecule: messenger RNA, 5194 nt
Organism: Saccostrea echinata
Lineage: Eukaryota; Metazoa; Mollusca; Bivalvia; Ostreida; Ostreidae
Product: calpain-D-like
Exons: 13
Coding region: 66-2468 (800 amino acids)
Biological process (GO): proteolysis
Cellular component (GO): cytoplasm
Molecular function (GO): calcium-dependent cysteine-type endopeptidase activity
Source: RefSeq, a predicted model, not a curated record